AUGUUCUCCGUUCUUCGUCGCGGUUUGCCGGUCUUCCCACUUGUGGCACUGACCUGUUGGGUUGAGCAGCUUGUGCGUCAGGAAAGGGAGGCGACUAAAGCAGCUGAGGAGGCAGCUAAAGCAGCAGUGGCAGCCAAGGCAGCAGAGGAAGCAGCAAAAGCGGCAGAGGCAGCAAAGGCAGCAGAAGAAGCGGCUAAAGCAGCAGAGGCAGCAAAAACAGCAGAGGAAGCAACCAAAGCAGCAGAGGCAGCAAAAACAGCAGAGGAAGCAGCUAAAGCAGCAGAGGCAGAGAAAGCAGCAGAGGAAACAGUGGCAGAUCAAGCACAGGAGACAGCACAGAAGGCAGGAGAUGUGAGUGCGGAGAAAGAGUGUGUGAUGGAGGUGAAUGGUGGCGGUGUGAAUGAGAGGGGCGAGGGAGCGGAGGAGAGGGGAGAUGUGAAAAAGCAGAACCAAGGGGAGGCCACAGGGGUGUGUGGUGAAAGCGGUGUGCUUACUGCAGCUGUUGCUGCCGACCCUGCUACUGCUGCUGCUGCUGCUGCUGCUGCUGCUGCUGCUGCUGCUGCUGCUGCUGCUGCUGCUGCUGCUGCUGCUGCUGCUGCAGGUGCUGAUGGUGCUGUGGGAGGUGAAACAGGUGUGAUAGUGGAGGAAGAAGGUGUGGGAGGAGCAGUAUUGGAGAAUGGGAAAAGGAAAUCAGACGAUAUUUUGGUUAGCGAAGAGAAGAAAGCGAGGGAGGAUUCUGGAUCAGUUGAUGCGGGAGUUGGCAAAACUGUCUUCAUAGAAGCCAGUCGGAAAGAGGAGCUGUAG
Closterium sp. Naga37s-1 is the source of this 804-nucleotide messenger RNA. The record is from the annotation of a GenBank genome assembly. NCBI's taxonomy places the organism in Eukaryota, Viridiplantae, Streptophyta, Zygnematophyceae, Desmidiales, Closteriaceae.